AUUCCACAAAAGAUGAUUCGUACAUACGAGUUUGAAAACAUUGUUAGACCGUGAAAGAAUAAGUGGUUUGAAAAAUGAAAGUAGCUACCAUUAGGUAACGAAACGGUAAUGGGAGCGUGGCUGUGAAAUUUAAAGGUCGUCAGUAUAAGUGUGAUUUUUUGUUAUCGCCGACUCGAAAAUGGAGGAUUUUAACGACGGUGUCGACGGUAAAUUGGCUUUCCGAAUGCGGAAAGUCAAUCCCGAACAAUUCCAUACACUCGUAAAAAUGCAUCUGUCCUUCGAAUUGGACCUCAAUACCGAGGACAACGACUGUGUCAAUGAGAAGGCUAAACUGAAAAAGUGGGGCCUUCUGAGUUUUACGAAGAAACCUAAGUCGACUAUCAAUUUGCAAAAAAGCGAAGGUGCUUGUUUAACUGAGGACGGGAUAAAUCAAGUUAAACAACUAAUAGAAUAUUUAUCUAAAGAACAAAAUAUCGUUCAAGAAGGUAUAUUUAGACGCACUGGUAAGUUAACGAGGCAACAAGAUUUAAAGACUGUAAUGCACCAAGGCAUUCCACUGAAUCUCAACGAUGGUCGAUACAGUGUACACGAUUGUGCGUCGGUAUUAAAAGGUUUCCUGGCUGAACUACCUGAACCUUUGUUAUCUGACUUGCAUUAUCCUGCUCAUUGCCAAAUAGCUGAAUUGUGCAGCUCCGACUUAGAUGGGAAUGAUGCGAGAUUGCUAAGAUCUUUGCAAUUACUGUUGCUUCUUCUACCAUCCAUAAACAGAGUCCUGCUUAAAUGCGUGUUGAGUUUACUAAAUAAGACAGCCAGCUUUGAAUCUAAUAACAAAAUGAAUUGCGAUACGCUCGCUACUCUUUUUACACCGCAUUUAAUGUGCCCAAGAAAAUUGUCACCUGAAGCGUUACAUAUUAAUUCCCAAAAUCUGUCGUGUCUGGUUGCUUUCAUGAUUAAAAAGGGGAAUGAACUGUUCGAAAUUCCACCGAAGCUAGCCACAGAUAUCAGAGCUUAUUGGGUAGAACAAGAGAGGAAGUUACUCAGUCCUACGAGCGCAAACUUAAAUGAAUCUCUGCCGGAUACAACGGGAACGGCGCAUACUGUGUUCAGUUUCGUAGAUCAUAAAUUAACAGCGAAGGCAAAUUCUACUCAGGAUACCCAGGCGGCUUUAGCACAGCUUUACGCUCACAUACAAGCUAUGCCGGAAUCGGCCAAGAAACGCAGGCUCGUGAAACAAUUUAACAAAGAGAAUGGGCAAGGCACGCCUAGGCAAGCUAAGAACUUUCGGACUAAAAGCCUCGGCGAUUCGAUCAAGAAGCAUAUAUUCCAAAAGAAGAUUUUAGGAUACAAGAAAUUCGAUAUUAAUAUAGGAUGUAACGUCACCAGGUCGAGUAGCGAGGAAAACAUAGUCUCAAUGAAUCUCGAGAAAUCGCUGCUCAAGAGGAAAGUGUUACUUAGUAAAUCGGACGACGAGCUUAGCAUAGAAAACAGCGACACAACUACGGAUAGUCUUAUUCACGCUAAGCAUAUUAGCAAUAGUACCGGAAGCCUGAAUACUCCUAUGUUACGGAAGUAUAAGGACAAGAAGGCCGUAUUUAUGAGAUUCGUAAAUAUAAAGGAAGAACAAGUAGACGAUCAGUAUCACGAUUGGAACACGUGUAACUCGGAGAAAGGCUCAUACAUAGACGAGUCGGUAAAUUCGAAAGCAAGCGACGAAGACGCGUCUUUACAGCAACGAAUUAACAGCACUGGAUCAAAUAAGGAUACAGCGAGUGAUACACUUAGAUUAUCUAGGCAAUCAAGCGAGCCACCGAAUAUGUAUUCCCAGCAAGAUUCAUUGCACGAAACUGAUCAGAAUUCGCUGCACAGGCAAUGCUCGGAACCCACAUUUUCAACGUUAGAUAAAACUAGUAACGAAGACGCGGAAUGCCCGUCGAAAUUACCUGAGAACAAGAGGAUGUUAGGGCAUUCAAAGGUCGAGUCACAAAUUGAUAACGCAUGCGUUCACAUGUCUCCUGUUGUAAAAAAUAGGCUUUGGAAUGUAUAUGUUGCGCACACAUCAACGCCGUCGAAUCUCUUACGCAAAAGUUUAGUUACUAAUGAUUACAUGUUAACUCCUAUUACUAACAAUGAUAAGAGCAUGAGUCCGAUCACGCAAAGCGCGACCAAAAUGACGAAAGCUAUGCAGGUAUAUAUGCUUAUUAUUAUUUUGUAAUCAUUUCUUCUUUCGUUUUC
Ceratina calcarata is the source of this 2232-nucleotide messenger RNA. Its product is annotated as rho GTPase-activating protein 19-like. Gene Ontology annotation, cellular component: cytoplasm. Bases 179 to 2212 code for a protein of 677 amino acids. The record is from RefSeq and is a predicted model, not a curated record. Lineage: Eukaryota; Metazoa; Arthropoda; Insecta; Hymenoptera; Apidae. Gene Ontology annotation, biological process: regulation of small GTPase mediated signal transduction; signal transduction. The transcript is spliced from 6 exons. Gene Ontology annotation, molecular function: GTPase activator activity.